AUAGCUCAAAGCUCAAUAAUCUCUAAAUCCUGGUCAGCCACCACGACGCUCCAACAACCUGUUGUUCUCAACUCCCAAACAUGUCAAGAAUAUCGCCAACAAAGCCAUGCCCCAAGAAGCUUCAGGUUUCAGAAUGCGAAAAACAAAAUUCCAUUAGCGAAUCUACAAAGAAAACCAAAUUUUUCAACACGUUUGACUACGUAAUCCUAACCAUAAUUUCCGUAGUGGUUUUUAUUUACAUAGUAAAAUACUUCGAUAGCAUAUCAUGGCAAUUAUCAUCUAUUGGACGGAUCUUCUUGAUAAAACUACUGCCAUACUAUGACUGGAAACAUCUGAAGAAUAAGGAGUGCUUGAUUGAUUCACCAUGGAGAAAAAACCAUACUGAAAGUAUACUUUUCAACUGCGACGUAUGCGAAAACAUCGACACCAUUGAUGUCUAUAGAACUUUAGAUGAAGACAUCCUGGAAGAGCGAUAUAUCAACCUGGAUAUUCCGGUGAUCCUAACUUCAGGUUUGGAAACUUGGCCGAAGAAUUCAGGAUUCAUAGAUGCACUGAAAUCAGAAGAAGACUUUUUUUCAUCAUACCCAUGCAAAUUAUCUACGAAUAUUUUUAAACGUGUUGGUUCAGCCGGAGAAAUUUUGGACCGAACGCAUUAUUUCGACAAGUUUUUUCUUACUUUCCAAAACUGCGAUUUGGAAGCUAUGAGAGUCCUCAGAAGACAUUGUUACAGACCAGAUAAUAUUCCACCUUCAUUUUCACCAACCAUGUACAAUUGGUUACUUUGGAACAAGCAUUAUAACAUGACAGCUCAUAAAUCUAUCGAUUUGGUCGAGAACUUUGCCGUUUUUGGUCAGUUGUUUGGGUCAACUCAUAUCCGUUUGAUUCCUAGAAAAAACUGCCAGAGUAUUUGCCCUUUCUUGAGUAUCGAGCUGAAUGGCAGAGAAAUGCUGCUGGUUACUGAUCUUUGGGAUCUGGAAUAUCGUGCACUAGGAACUGGUGAGAAUAUGGCUGUCAUCAUGGAACUAAGAGGUUGAAUAAAUACCUAUACAUCGGAUGCAGUGGCGUGACCAAGAUUCAUCUAGGUCCAAUAUCAAAUAUUUAGGAAAGAGAAAAGCAAUAGGUAACUGACGUUGGUUUAAUCUGUGCAUCAUUUGGUAACAAUAACAAAAUAAAGAAAAAACAUAUUCAAAACUAAAUCAAAUAAUAUAUCACAAAUCAACAGGUGCAAACAUUGAAAUAUAGGAACAAAAAAAAAACGAAAUAACAAAAUUGAAAAUUCGACUAAUUAAGUUACUGAAAAAUGAAAUUACCUUGCAACUUCUAGCAAACAAUUAGGCAAUAUUUCAUGUACCUAUCGCCCGCCUCUCUGUCUAUGCUGAUUUUUCUUUCGCGUUGGCGCCGUAACUACGUAUCUGCCACCUAGAGAAUUACCUAAUAGCUACCAUCUCACAUUCUCACCGCAGGAGAGGCAGGAAGUAUAUUGAUAUUUACGUACCUCCGAUAGUCGCCAAAACUAAUCCUAAAAUGGUCCACGCUCGAGAGCAGGUAUACUGGUUUCGGAUAGUUCUAGGACCGUUCCAGGUUCCAGGAUGGUUUUGAAAAAACUCGAACGCGUAAAGGGUCAGUCUUAAAAGUUCCACAAAACCCGAACGCUACCGAUUUUACUGCGCAAACUCCUGACAGUUCUAGAACAGUAAUUGUUCGAACCCGAAUGAAUCCUUAUGACACGACACUGAUAUCUAUAGUUUACCGAAUUAGUGCGAUAAACUAUAUAGGUACCUCUUUACCGCCGUAAUGUUGUGAUAAUGUUUCACAUAACCUACUUUCUAUGAUAGUAGGUAAAAUUAUACAUGGUGUUUCUUAAACAUGCAUGCGCCGAAAAAUCAAGGGGUUGUUCCUUAUUGGAAUAUUCCUAAAAUAGUAUUUUUCAAGGAUAGUUUCUCCUUUGAUGAUUUUUGAAAACUCUAUAUAUGUUUGUCAAUUUUUGACGUUUUUAAAAUUGUUAAUAGUCUAAUAGUGCAUUAUUGUGUUUUCCAAGUACCUAAAUGUUUUCAAAAAAAAUGUAUAUAUCUUUUUAACAACAUAUAUGUAAUUCCAAUUACUAAAACAGGCUAUUUUAUUUCCAUGAAACAGCUAGGCAUUUUCAGACAUCGAAAAGAAAUGAUCAAACGUGGAGGUACUUUAUUAUUAUUAUCAUUUUCGACAGCUCUUUUAGAUUAAGUAACAUUUACAUGUAUAUUUUCGUAAUUAAAUGUUGGUUUUGUAUAAAAUGUUGUUCGCCCUGUAUCUCCUGAACGGAUUUCCGAAAAUCAUGAAAAGACAACAUAUUCUUAAAAUAGUUUGAGGAAGAACCGUUUGCCGCUGGUGCAUAUAGAUAUUAUAAAUUAUAUUGUUAGCUCAAUGGUGUUAUAAUUAUGAGAUUUUGAAAGACUGUGAUGAUGUUGAUUAAAUAAGUAUGACUAG
Phaedon cochleariae (mustard beetle) is the source of this 2463-nucleotide messenger RNA. The record is from the annotation of a GenBank genome assembly. Lineage: Eukaryota; Metazoa; Arthropoda; Insecta; Coleoptera; Chrysomelidae.